This is a messenger RNA of Ostreobium quekettii, 989 nucleotides long. Lineage: Eukaryota; Viridiplantae; Chlorophyta; Ulvophyceae; Bryopsidales; Ostreobiaceae. The record is from the annotation of a GenBank genome assembly.
CCACGGCCAGCGCCGACGGCUUGGCCGAAGCCCUGGUUUCCGGAGGCAGCGGGUCCGCCACCGUCGACGUCUUCGACGAAAGCGUGGACGGAAAUGCGGUCGCCGAGGCGAAUUCAACGGCCGACUCUCGUGGAGAUUUCAGAUCCAAGUCCGUCACCACCGCCAGUGGCGAGGCAACAGCAGAUUCGAGCAACACUCCCACGGGGAACGCAACUGCGACCGUCAACGUCGCGAGCAACGCGUUCACGGGGAGGGAAUCCAGCGCCAACACUACCGGCAGCACGACAGCCAAGUCCGGAGCAGAGGGAGGAGACGCCGUUGCCAAUACAGACGCCCGGUCAAAGGCCGCCGGGGGCCCCACUGGCAGCUCCAACACCUUGGUCGGGUCUGAUGCGACGACCUCGGGAGACGCCACUGCGGUCGCGGGGGAGGGGGGGACGGCCAACGCGUCGGUUGGGGGAACGUCCCAGGCUUUUGGCACGGAGAGGUCCAAUGCCACUUACUCCGGCACAGCGGUUGCUGUUUCUGGCGAGGGCGGGCAGUCCAACGCCGACGUUGGCGCUGGUACGAGCACCUUUGCCGUAGGGAGGGGCUCCCCGUCCAGUGGGGUGGCCACGGCGAGGCACGAGGCCAACGCGACGGCAGUAUCGGGUGCUGGCGGCAAAGCGGACGCCAACGCGAUAGGUGGAGCCGGCGUGUUCGCAGGCGACGGCUCUGUCGCUUCCGGCGAUUCUGCGGCAAAGGCGGACGUCGGGGGAGAGGCGGCUUCUGCCAAGGGGUCGUCGACGUUCGAGGUGACAGAGACGGGCGGCAAAGGCAGCUCGAGCGGACACGCGGAAGGCGAGUGGGCGGUUGCCUCCGCCGUCGCGGACACGCGCACCGGAGGCCUUAGGAGGGGAGGCGCCACUGGAAGGGGCAGCGCCAGCGCCGCGGACGGUAGUGCCACCGCCAACGCCACACACACUUCCGUGGGGUUUUCCGGGCGCUAG